GCGAGAGCGGGCCUCGGGGCGGCGGCGGACGGACGCGGCCUGAGGGAGCGGCCGGCUGCCGCGCGGGGCUCGCCUCGCCCGCGGCGGGGUCCAUGGCCUGAGCGGCCAUGUCCGGCGUGGUGCGGACCCUCAGCCGCUGCCUGCUGCCGGCCGAGGCCGGCGGGGCCCGCGAGCGCAGGGCGGGCGGCAGCGGGGCCCGCGACGCGGAGCGCGAGGCGCGGCGGCGCAGCCGGGACAUCGACGCGGGGCUGGCCCGCGAGCGGCGCGCCGUGCGGCGCCUCGUCAAGAUCCUGCUGCUGGGCGCGGGCGAGAGCGGCAAGUCCACCUUCCUCAAGCAGAUGCGCAUCAUCCACGGCCGCGAGUUCGACCAGAAGGCGCUGCUCGAGUUCCGCGACACCAUCUUCGACAACAUCCUCAAGGGCUCCAGGGUCCUGGUUGAUGCACGAGACAAGCUGGGCAUCCCGUGGCAGUUUUCGGAAAAUGAGAAGCACGGAAUGCUCCUCCUGGCCUUUGAGAACAAGGCGGGGCUGCCCGUGGAGCCUGCCACCUUCCAGCUGUACGUCCCUGCUCUGCGCGCUCUCUGGAGGGACUCUGGCAUCAGGGAGGCUUUCAGCCGCAGGAGCGAGUUCCAGUUGGGUGAGUCCGUGAAGUACUUUCUGGAUAACUUGGACCGGAUCGGCCAGCUGAAUUACUUUCCCAGUAAGCAGGACAUCCUGCUGGCACGGAAAGCCACUAAGGGCAUCGUGGAACACGACUUUGUCAUUAAAAAAAUCCCCUUUAAGAUGGUGGACGUGGGCGGCCAGCGGUCCCAGCGCCAGAAGUGGUUCCAGUGCUUUGACGGGAUCACGUCCAUCCUGUUCAUGGUGUCAUCCAGCGAGUACGACCAGGUGCUCAUGGAGGACAGGCGCACCAACCGGCUGCUGGAGUCCAUGAACAUCUUUGAGACCAUCGUCAACAACAAGCUCUUCUUUAACGUCUCCAUAAUCCUCUUCCUCAACAAGAUGGACCUCCUGGUGGAGAAGGUCAAGACCGUAAGCAUCAAGAAGCACUUCCCAGACUUCAAGGGCGACCCCCACAGGCUGGAGGACGUUCAGCGCUACCUGGUCCAGUGUUUCGACCGGAAGAGACGUAACCGCAGCAAGCCGCUGUUCCACCAUUUCACCACCGCCAUAGACACGGAGAAUGUCCGCUUCGUGUUCCACGCUGUGAAGGACACCAUCUUGCAGGAGAACCUGAAGGACAUCAUGUUGCAGUGAGAGAGGCACCCCUGCCGACCGUGACGGCCUCCGUGGCCCUGGCCAGCCACGCCUGCCCAGGCCCAGGGUGGGCCUCCCAGAUCUGCACCACCGUGCCCACCACGCCACCGCGCACCAGGCCCGGGGACACGGACACUCAGACAUUAGCUACUGAACCCAGGGCGUAGUCAAACUACUGAGAAUCCGAGGGGUCACUCUGGUAUGAAUUCAUGAUACUAGUAACACCGCUUCUCUCUCUUUCCAGAAACCGCACUCCUCUCCUGACACAGUAGCGCGAGGACUGUGUGCAGGGAGGGGAGGGUGUGCACACGCACUCUGGGAUUACAAGAGCACAAGCCUGCUGGCCUUGCAGAGGCCUUUUCCCUCUAACCCACGACCCUUCCGUGAGAGACACUAACCUGAGAGCUUCGCUGUUGGCGGUUUGCGGGAGGGCAGGGCCCCCACCACCUCCCAGAGCAAGCACGCCGCCUUUUAAUACUCUGGUGCCGGCUUCUGGGGAGACCCGAGCCCGGGCACCCUAGACCAGGCCAGGGCCCCCGCUUUACAGGGUGGGAGCGUACUUGCCUUAGCGCCCCACAGCCGGUGCACCGGCAGGGGUGCGCCUCUGCCCCACACGCCCGGUGCUGGUUACCCACCCCCACCUGUGACUUCUGUCCUACGCGUCACCUCCCGAUACCACAGCGCGGCUGCAGUCGCUCUCCCUUCCCUUGGAGGGCGGGAAAGCGCUUCCUACUCCUCUGGGGACCCCUGAAAACCAGCAGGACUCCCAGCAGAGCCUCUGCGAAUGCCACAGCUGCCCUUGCAGGAGCCCCGACUCUGCAGCCAGAGUCCGCGUCACUGCACACUGCUGCCACCUCGUGCCUUUGGACAGCCGGCACCUGCUCCUGGCCCUGCCCGAAGCCGUGUGCUCACCAGGGUGUCUUCUGCGCAUGUGCCCCCGGCCCAAGUGAACACUGCCAGGCCCGGCUCCCGGCCGUCCAGGAAGAGCUGUCCGGGGCCCUGACGCUCAGACACGGGCGGAUCUUCCCCGCCCCCCAUGCCCCCUUCCACUCCCAGUGCCCAGGUGUUUCUUGCCGGCUGUCACAGGCACUGUGUCCCAAGCCGGUGCUGCUCUGUGUUCACCUGAUAGAAACGCCUGCUGGGCUAGGACUUUGCCUGGUGUUCAGAAGGAAACAGGAAGCCUCCCCUUGCGGGCCCCAGGUGAUCACUGUGGCCGAGUAGCACAGGCAAGGCUGUCCCAAGGCUGUCACAGAUGCUGUGUCCCUUUUGCGUCUCCUUGGCUCGUUUCCAGCAGUCUGGUGGCAGGUGCUGACCCAGGAGGAGAGGACCAGGGCCUGCCCCUGACUCGUCCUUGUUAUCAGUGUUCUCUGGGAGGAGACCGCAGGACUCUCUCUCUUUCUCUCUCUCUCUCACUUUCUCUCUCUCUCUCUCUCUCUCUCUCUCUCGGUGCUCAAGGCUUUGUGUCCAUGGUUGUUGGGGUUUGUGGCUUUUUUGGCUGGAAAAAAUUUGCUGUUUUGCACUGCUUCCCGGGGCUCCUCAUGAACUGAAGGAUGUGACCCAGGGUCAGUGCCGAUAACUGUGGCUCAAAGGGAAAGGAGCAGUCCUGGCAACCUCCCUGGUGCGGUCCAGGAUCCUUUCAUGUGGCUACAGGGUCCCCGGUGUGGCGGGCUCUCCUCGCCUGUCACCGAGGGGGCCUCCCCAGCCGCUGCUCACCAGUGUGGGAGCCUCCCGCCCCCAGCCCGGGCACCAGCUGGGCGCAUUCACAGUGCCCCCGCCCCUCUACCUGGCUGACCAGAAGCGCACAAGUACAGGGGUGGGGCUGCACCGAGCUCCUGGAAGGCAGGGAGGGCACCAGGCCCGGGUCCCUGACCCGCAGGCCCCAGCCCCCCACCUUCCUGGGCCCGGGCUUCCACUCCUGCUGACCUCGGGGUGUGUGGGGAGAUGGCUGAUGGCCCUGGCACUAAGUUCUGGGCUUGGUGGGGGAUUGUAUUUGCAAGACUCAACUAAAAUCAUUCACAGCUUUCCUACACAUAGACUAGUCGUUUUAUCUCCAAAACCUUCGGCUUUUGUAUUUUUUUAAUUACACUGUUAUCCUCGAUUAUUGUCUUUUUUAUUGAGUUGUUGGAGAAGUGGGAGAUAGUCGUGCCUCAUUCUAUUAUUGCAAAAAUGUAACAAUAAAAUUCCUCAAAAUAAGA
Hyaena hyaena (striped hyena) is the source of this 3451-nucleotide messenger RNA. It is a transcript of the gene GNA12, whose product is annotated as G protein subunit alpha 12. NCBI's taxonomy places the organism in Eukaryota, Metazoa, Chordata, Mammalia, Carnivora, Hyaenidae. Gene Ontology annotation, molecular function: guanyl nucleotide binding; G-protein beta/gamma-subunit complex binding; D5 dopamine receptor binding. The record is from RefSeq and is a predicted model, not a curated record. Gene Ontology annotation, biological process: Rho protein signal transduction; adenylate cyclase-modulating G protein-coupled receptor signaling pathway. Gene Ontology annotation, cellular component: brush border membrane; heterotrimeric G-protein complex. Bases 108 to 1256 code for a protein of 382 amino acids. The transcript has 4 exons.